Molecule: messenger RNA, 4232 nt
Organism: Balaenoptera acutorostrata (minke whale)
Lineage: Eukaryota; Metazoa; Chordata; Mammalia; Artiodactyla; Balaenopteridae
Gene: IQCE
Product: IQ motif containing E
Exons: 20
Coding region: 180-2027 (615 amino acids)
Molecular function (GO): protein binding
Source: RefSeq, a predicted model, not a curated record
GCUGCUCGAGAAGGCUCAACCUGCUUUCCAUCGUUUGUUCUUUCUUUCAGAAAGCAAAAAGGAAAAGUUUCCACAAACCUCCCCCUACAUCACCGAAGUCACCUUAUCAGUCUAAGCCGAGAAAAGUGGCCUCCUGGAGAUCUCUGAGGACAGCGGGGACCGUGCCUCUCGGGAGCCGAAUGUCCUUAACGCCCCAGAAGCUGUGGCUGGGAAGCUCAAAGCAAGGUUAUGUUCCUGGGACCCCUGUCUACAGAGAGAAGGAGGAUAUGUAUGACGAGAUCAUUGAGCUGAAGAAGUCUCUACACAUGCAAAAAAGCAAUGUGGAUCUGAUGAGAACAAAGCUUCGGCGCUUAGAAGAGGAGAACAGCAGAAAGGACCGGCAGAUAGAGCAGCUUUUGGAUCCGUCCCGAGGCCCGGAUUUUGUUCGGACGCUGGCAGAGAAAAGACCUGAUACUGGCUGGGUGGUCAGUGGGCUAAAGCAGAGGAUCCUCAAGCUCGAGCAGCGGUGCAAGGAGAAGGACCACACUAUCGACAAACUGCAGACUGAUAUGAAGACCACUAACUUGGAGGAGAUGAGGAUCGCCAUGGAGACGUAUUACGAGGAGAUUCAUCGGCUCCAGACUCUCCUGGCAAGUUCUGAAACGACAGGAAAGAAGCCUCCAGCGGAGAAGAAAAUCGGCCUUAAAAGGCAGAAAAAAAUGAGCAGCGCCCUCCUGAGCUUGUCCCAGAGCGUCCAGGAGCUCACGGAGGAGAACCAGAGCCUGAAGGAAGACCUGGACCGCGUGCUGAGCAGCUCCCCCACUGCCUCCAAGAUAAAGGGCUCUGUGGAGUGGAGCAAGCCCCGGCUGCUUCGGCGGAUCACAGAGCUGGAGAAAAAAAUAAGUGUGAUGGAAAGCCCCAAAUCCCACGCUUCAGAGGUGGUCGGGUCUACCCCGCCGGCUCACUCGGCGUCCAGCCCCACGGUGCACCGGCAGCCGCGCCCCGACCGCCAGGAGGAGAGCGAGCGCCUGCGGGGGGUUGUGAAGAGGCUGAAGGGCGAACGGAGUGCCCUGCACACCCAGCUGCAGGAGCGAGAUCUGGAGGUGAAGCAGCUACUGCAGACAAAGGCUGACUUGGAGAAGGAGCUGGAAAACAUGAAGGAGGGUGAGAAGGAGGGAAGAGAAAGAGAAGAGGCUUUGAGGGAGGAAAUUCAGGCACUUACCAGGAAGUUUCAAGAACUGGAAGAAAGCAAGAAAGGAGAGGAGGAGAAUCCCGAGGAAAUGAGUCCUGAGACCCGGAAAGCGCCCCGACCCCCCGGUCCCUCCCAGACGGACUCGGAGCUGGACACGAACGAGGGGGGCUCCUCCCGGCCCCGCUCCGGUUGCUCCGAGGGGAGAAGAGACGCCGCCGCCCGGGUCCUGCAGCGCCGGUGGAAGGGGCACCAGCACCGGAAAAAAAAGGCCGUUCUGGAUGAGGCUGCCAUGCUGCAGGCGGCUUUCCGGGCGCAUCUGGCACGGGCGAGGCCAUUGUCUAGCGGAGUGUGCGGCCCGGACCCCCCUGCCGUGCCAAGCCCGCCCACCCAGGACUCGCCCGAGCCCCGCGUCCCGAGCCCCGUCGUCCAGGCCGAGGGGGACCCGUGGCAAGAGGAGGCCGUCACCGUCAUCCAGUCUGCCUUCCGGGCACACCUGGCACGGGCCAGGCACAGUGCUGCUGGUCCAAGAGCUGCCACUGCAGCGCUUCCCGACAGACCUGCGUGGGCCCCACAGAGUGCACCCUGCUCUCCGCCCUUCCCUGCAGCCUCUCCUGGGCAGGAAGACAGCGAGGGGAGCAGUGGGGAGACCGCGGAGGCUCUGGCUCCCGGGGACGGAGCGCCGAGGCCAUGGGGGCCAGGGGCGCCGGCAGCCCCACGGCCCUGCUCUGCGGAGCCCUCCCCCUCGGGGCCGCAGCCCGCGGCGACUCCGCCCGCGGAGGACGUGAACUCCGACGACUCCGACGAGAUCGUCGUAGCUCCGCCUCUGCCCACGAAGAACAUCGCCUCCCUGCCCUAGGCCCCUGCGGUCGCCCGGCACGUGGCGAUGCCGUGUCCGGGCAAGGUUAGGUUCAGAGGACAGAAGCGCUCAGACCGGAAAGGAAUUUACCUUGUGAGGACGAGAACGGAACCUACUUGACACCUCACCUCCGUCCCCGGUUUUUCUCUUUUGUUUUGCCCGUUUGCUUGUUUGUUGAGGGAACCCCGAAUGCCUCUCUUUAUUUUAUCUACGGGAAGGGGUCGCCUACGUUCCGCACCCCCGGCUGCAGGCCCGCCCCCGCCCCCCGGUGGUCUUCAUGCCGGACAGACACACCUGCCCGGGCUGGGGGGCAGCAGGGGGCCCGGCCCAGACACGUCCGUCCUCUCGGGGCCCUUCUGGCCACCCGCGGCCGUGCAGGCGAGGGCUGCGUCAUCGGCGCUGACGCCGCACGGCCACCGGCUCCAGGACAGGCGGCGCGCCUCCGGGGAGAGCUGAUGCGAGGACCCUCGCUCUCAGCCCGGACGGAGGGCCCUGCGCACCGGGCAGAGCUUAGUCCCGGGCCACCCCUCCGCGCCCCCGUCGCCAGCGGGACCCCCCGCACCCCGACGGCACGGCAGCCCUUCUCGUGCUGCACCUCAGGGGCUCCGGCUCAGACUUGUCCUUCUUUCGGAAACUCCUGGCCCUCCUCACGGCGGUCAGAGGCUCCCGGCUCCAGCCCGGGCGAGGCGUGUGGCCAGGAGGAUCUGUGGUGCCCUGUCCCCUGAGAGAGGCGGAGGGAUCUCCCAGCCCCGGCCACCCCGAGUCAGGCGGGGGACCCGCCAGCCCCUUUCACCGCUUAGGUGCCGGUCAUACAGUGGGUUGAAAAAAGUUCAACCAGGGGGCCAGGCUUGUGUCAUUUUUUCUUUACUCGGUCUGUGAGCUGCCAAGUCUGUUUUUUCUUCUGUUUCCCCCGCUGGACUGAUGGCUAACUCGAGUGAACUCAUUGCUGACCUUUGCCUUGUUUCAUCCACUGGGUCUGUUCCUCCUCUGGGUGCCGGCUCAGCUAAAGGCCUGUAGGAGCCAGUCCCCCAGUCAGGCACCCAGAGAGUGAUGAAGGCGAUGCCCGCGGCCUGCAGCUCCCCAGGGGGUCAUUCUCCCCCCCCACCCCAUUCAAAAACGGGCAUUUCUGCAUUACUCCUUACUCUCAGGAGCCCAAGGCUCUGGCGACCUAUGACGGAUGGAUCACUGUCAGGACGUCCUCGCCUGGUCCUGGAGGAAAAGGCCGUGUGUGCAGCGGGCUGGCCGUCGGCAGAGCUGGGAUGGGCAAGGUCAGCCCCGGGACCUGAGUUUUCCAAGAAAAUGCUCCUGAGAACUGCAAAUAUGUACAUCUGUCUGCCUGUGCUCCUUGGGCCCAGCAAUGUUGAUCUAGUAAAAGUAAGCAGUCUUGAAGCCACCUCAGUAAAUGGCUUAUCUCAAGGCUGUGACCCUCUGACACUGUGUACAUCUGUUCCCUAGAGAAUGCCAGGUGCCCAGCGUGCUUGCAGGGCCCACAGCUUGGGGCUGGGGUUCUAGGGCUGCAGGAGCAGCACAGGGCGGGACGGGAGAGGGGCCUGGGGCCUAGAGGGCCUGCUUUCUGCUUAGCUGCCUCUGUGCUGCCCCACCGGACGGGCCCGGCCGCCCUGCAGACAGACCAGAACCCUCGUCCCAGCAAAAAGACCGAUGGCAUUAGGAAAAGGACGGCCACCUAGCUCAGAGCAACCAGCGUGAGAGCUGCAGAGCUUUGCUUCGUUGUUAAGUAAUAAAUACCCUCUGCAGAAAGCCCCGUUCACCUUCAAGAGCUGAAUAGAAUUUAAAUUCCACGAGAAGCCAUCUAAGCCAAUUCAAACCCCUCCUGUGGUUUUGGAAGCAGUGUUUGCUCUCGUGUAGCUCAGAAAUUCUGAGGACUGGAGAGUGGACACUCAAACCUGCCCGGGGCCGGCCAGCUGCCGCUCCAGGUGAGGACCUCCCCGAGCUCCCAAGGGCCUGUUAGCAGCUGAUCACGCCGGGUAAGCAUCCUUUGAAGCGAGAGAACCCACAUCUGGGAGUUGAAAUGUGAAGCCAUCAGGUUGCUCCAGGAGGAAGUGGUGGACUCGCUGGUCUUCGACCUUUGUAUUUAGGAGCACUCUGACCUACGCGUAAUUUGUACACAAAUCUUUUGGAAGGCAUAAGAUUUUCCCUCUGUGCUACUCAUCAUUGGCCUUUGUAAAUAAAAGCUGUUUUGCAGGG